This is a messenger RNA of Erigeron canadensis, 1472 nucleotides long. RefSeq lists its product as uncharacterized. Bases 363 to 1046 code for a protein of 227 amino acids. The record is from RefSeq and is a predicted model, not a curated record. Lineage: Eukaryota; Viridiplantae; Streptophyta; Magnoliopsida; Asterales; Asteraceae. The transcript is spliced from 6 exons.
GAAGCCGUCCAAAUUCUAAAACAAUGGAGACCUUCCUUUCGAGACAAAAUAGUUCCAAUUAUCUUUCAAUUGUCUUUCAUAUCCCAAACUCUCCUUUCUUUUUUGCCGUCCAGCAAUCUAGCCUACCACCGAACCGUUGUAUUUUUUUUUUUUUUGGCAGGGUGUGUGAUUGUUUAUUAGGUGUUUGAUGUUAUGUCCCAGAGAAAGUGUUCCACCAUUUGUUUCUCUCUACAAGAUAACCUUGGAUUAUCAAGUUCAUCCUCCACCCUACUACCUGAUGAUGAUAUAUCCCUGCUUUGAAGCAAAUCAAAUCCUUGGUCAAGUAAUAUCUAUGUUUUGUAUAAAAUGGUAACGAUUUGGUGAUGCCCAAUACAUGUUUAAUUAAGUUAUGGCUUUGUUGUUUUAGUGGAGUCCAAGUGAACGAGUAUAGUGAACCCAUUACUCAAGAGAUACUUAUGGUUUCUACUCUUAGUGAAAUGUUGGAUCCUUCUCGAGAUGGCAUGGGUAAAAAGAAUGUUGUUUGCUUUGAAAACAUAGUUCAGAUAUCUGGUGUGAGGACGCGAAACAGCUGGUACAACUUCACUUGCCCGCUUGGCAAAUGCAGAAAGGGCCUUGAGCACGCUGGUGGGUAUUUCAAAUGCACAGGGUGCAAUAAAAAGGUGGACUACCUAAAAACAAGGUUUAGACUUGAACUUGAUGUGAUUACCGGUAAUACAUCCAUUGUGGUCGUGUUGUUUGAUGAGAAUACGUCACCUGAUGCAGGUGUGUUGCCCCCCAUUAUUGAAGGGCUUACUGGCACUAAACAUGUAUUUCAAAUUAAGAGUCUUAGUUACUAUCAUUUUGGUGAAUAUGAAAGCUUCAAUUGUUCAAAGGUUACCGGUCGUCCUCGGGUAAUGAUGGAACUAAUGCAAGUAGAUACAAACCAGCAGGUGGGGUGGCGUGUGUGGGGUCAUCCUCAUCAACUCCCCCUGAAGCGUCCAGCUGCGAUAACUACGCCUGCGAAAACAAGUGGCCGCAAGCUCCGAAAGUUACGAUUCCAACUGUGAAGAAUUGGGUGUCCAGGGUCUUGAAGAAGGUGACAACCCAAACAAUGAAUCUGCAAAUCUAGGGAAAGCGGAAGGUUAUUAUACUUUAUUUUCGAGUCAUCAUGCAAUCUCCGUGACGCUCAUGUGUUGUGAUGACUGCAGGUUGAUUCACUUAUCUCAGUUGACCAAUGAUACACAAGAAGAUGUUGCAGAGAAUUGUUUGAGAGGAUUCUUUUGAUUUAUCAUAGAUAAGUAGAUAACCAUCAUUACCAAGAGGCACACCCAUUCUUAGAACAUCUCUUAGAAUCGAUACAUUUAGACGCAAAACCCCAUCAAUCGUUGUAGUAAUCUUCAUUCUCUUAUUGUUUAUAUUAAAAACAUAUACAUGACGUAAAUGAUUGUAAUCCCAUGUAUCCAAUCGAGCCAUGAGUUGUUUUCCCUUUGUAA